Trichoderma asperellum CBS 433.97 is the source of this 1632-nucleotide messenger RNA. NCBI's taxonomy places the organism in Eukaryota, Fungi, Ascomycota, Sordariomycetes, Hypocreales, Hypocreaceae. The record is from RefSeq and is a predicted model, not a curated record.
AUGGACCUCGAUUUGGAGUGGAAAAGCAACAAACCAGGGACACUGUCCAAGAGAGAGCCCGGUUCCAACACAGUCAUAUGCCCUGAUACAGAAGAGAAUGACAGCGAAGAGAUUGUUUAUCCUACGAUUGGCAAGCACAUUUUGGUAUUGUUCGCUAUCGCAUUAUCCAUCUUUCUUGUCGCCCUCGACACCAGCAUUGUCUCGACGGCCAUCCCUCACAUUACUGAUGACUUUCACAGCCUGGACGACGUCGCUUGGUAUGGCAGUGGCUUCUUUAUGACCACUGCCACUCUCCAACCCUUGUGGGGGAAAGCCUACAAGUUUUUCCCAUCCAAGCCCGUGUACCUGCUAUCCAUUCUCAUAUUCGAGAUCGGUAGUCUCAUUUGCGCUGUUGCACCGACCUCCGCCGCCCUCAUUAUUGGCCGUGCCAUAGCUGGAGUUGGUGGUGCAGGGGUUACCUCGGGAUCAAACAUCAUCGUCGCCCAGAGCGCGCCACCGUCAAAGGUUCCUGCUCUGCUGGGCGUCAUAGGAGCCACAUUCGCCAUUGCGAGUGUCAUUGGCCCACUUCUCGGGGGCGCAUUCACCGAUAACGUCUCGUGGCGCUGGUGUUUUUAUAUCAAUCUUCCUAUUGGUGGCCUCGCGGCCUUUGUUAUCAUAGUAUUCUAUUCAAGUCCAGCACACGCAAAACUCGUCCGUGCAUCAUGGAAAGAGAGGAUUCUGCAGAUGGAUAUCGGAGGCGUUAUUGUCAUGUUGGGAGCAGUUAUCAGCUUCCUUCUUGCCUUACAGUGGGGAGGCGUCACAAAACUGUGGUCAUCUGGCAGUGUGAUUGGCACACUUGUCACUGCUGCUGUGCUUCUCGUCGUAUUUAUCGUGUUUCAAUAUCUCCUAGCCGAAUCGGCCACCGUCAACCCACGCUUACUGAAGAACAAGUCUAUAACCCUACUAAUGAUAUUCACCGCGAUCAUCUCUGGAGGCUUCUUCAUCCUGCUGUAUUAUUUACCCAUCUACUUUCAAGUAGUGGCCGGAGUCAGCGCAGCACAAUCUGGCAUUCGAACCAUUCCACUUGUCGCUGGGGCGUCAAUCUUCGCAAUUGUAGCGGGACUCAUAGUUACGGCAACCAGCGAGUAUCAGAUAGUUGCUCUACUAGGCAGUGCGUUUGUUACAGCAGGAAGUGGUCUUACAUACACUUUGAACACCGAAAGUAGUAGCAAGGAGUGGAUUGGUUACCAGGUUUUGGUUGGGAUAGGUUGUGGCCUCACUUUGCAAGUACCUGUGAUGGUCGCCCAGGCCGUCGCCGACCCUACGGAUUUGAGCACUGCGUCGGCAAUGGCGCUAUUCUUCCAGUUUCUUGGAGGUGCCAUUUGGUUGUCAGUCAGCCAGUCUCUGUUCUCGAACAAAUUAGUGCAUUCCUUGGAUAAAAUCGAGUCAGUUGAUGCAGCUGACUUGCUGGCUGCCGGUGCGACAGAGCUGCGGAACCGUCUGUCAGGACAAGAUUUGAUACAUGCCAUUGAGAGUUAUAUGUCUGCAUUGAAGGAUGCUUUUAUACUCUCGAUCGCUCUUGGAGGGGCUGCAUUUGUCGUCACCAUCUUUACGAUGGUCUUCGAUCGAAGAAGACUAGACAAGAGUAGGUAG